Molecule: messenger RNA, 1117 nt
Organism: Anguilla rostrata (American eel)
Lineage: Eukaryota; Metazoa; Chordata; Actinopteri; Anguilliformes; Anguillidae
Product: transmembrane 4 L6 family member 1
Exons: 6
Coding region: 223-807 (194 amino acids)
Cellular component (GO): membrane
Source: RefSeq, a predicted model, not a curated record
UCUCACCCAGUGUACUCACAUGUCUAGGAAAUAGUGGGCUUUAUUCAUUAGAGAGAUCUUCACACGCCGGUCUUGGAACACCUCUGGCUUUAUGUGCAUUUUAGGAAUUGCCCAAAUUUAUCCUAAAUCAGGACUUCUGCACAAGGAGAUAGAUUUCUUUUCACUGGGAUUGGGAUUCUUCAGAGGAUUAAAACAAAUUGGAUUCUCUUCCACAGAUUCAUAAUGUGUACCGGGACAUGUGCAAAGUGCACAGGAGCUCUCUUGCUCCCUUUGGGGCUGUGUGCCAUUAUCGCGAACAUCCUGCUGUUUUUCCCAAAUGGGGAGGUUUUGGACACGGAACAAAUUACUGGCUAUGUGUGGUUUUUUCACGGGAUUAUAGGAGGAGGUAUUCUGGUGUUCCUGCCAGCUUUGGUAAUGAAGUCAGCUGGGGGUGAGGGCUGCUGUGCCAACCGGUGUGGGAUGAUGGUUACCAUGGUGAUGUCAGUCCUGGGUGCUGGCGGAGCAUUAUUCUCUAUGGUCAUCUCAGCAUUGGGCCUGCGGGAUGGCCCCCUCUGCGAAACAAGCAACGGAAAUUUUGAGUACCCGUUUCUUAACCAGACCCAGACAGAGAGCUACUUGUUCAAUCAGACCAUGUGGUCAGAGUGCCUAUGGCCUGAGAAUGUGGUCCUGUGGAACAUCACCCUCUUCUCUAUUCUCCUGGCCCUAGGGACCGCAGAAGCUCUGCUCUGCCUCUUCCAGGUCAUCAACAGUCUGUUCGGGUGCCUAUGUGGCACUUGUAUGAGGAAAAGACAGACAGGGGUGGCCUGAAAAAAGGAGGAAGAUAAUCCACAGUGCCCUAUUCCCCCUUCUCUUACCUCUUACAAAGGUUUUCACUCAUGUUCUAUACUGCUUACAGAAAGUAUUGCAGUGGCUAUCAAAAAACAGAAUAUAAACUUACAAUGUAAAAUGGAGACAGGUGGUUUGGCAUUUUAUUGUAACUGUGAGAUUGUCAUGAUUUUUUGUAUUUAUCAAACUUGCAUACAGGCAUCAAGGACAAAUAAUAAAAUAAUUUGGUUCUGUACACAAAUUCCUUUCCCUUUGUUUGUUUUUUUAAAACAAAUAAAGCAAUCAUAGUUAA